Plasmodium gonderi is the source of this 387-nucleotide messenger RNA. RefSeq lists its product as hypothetical. The transcript is spliced from 6 exons. The record is from RefSeq and is a predicted model, not a curated record. NCBI's taxonomy places the organism in Eukaryota, Apicomplexa, Aconoidasida, Haemosporida, Plasmodiidae. The coding region runs from base 1 to 387 and encodes 128 amino acids.
AUGAUUAAACUAAUCGUGCUGCUUCUGUUGUCUUUCGUUUUCAAGCAAAUGGCUAUAUCCAAAAAAACGAAGGAUGUCCCUUUGAUUAAUUACCAAAUGAUACCUUCGCAAAGAUGGAAGGUAUCAGCAAAGGAGUUGGUGAAAUUGAAAGAAAAAUUGAAAAUUUUUGUGGCAUCAGAAAUUCAGAAAGAAGGUUCUUUUCUACUUCGAAAAUAUUAUAAAGAAUUUUAUAUAUCAGAUGAAGAGAAUGAGAAUGAUACUGAAUCUCGGGAUUCACCCCACCAAAAAGAAACAGAAAGUGUGCCUUCUCCCGAAAACUCAGAAAUGGAUCUCCAAGAUGAAAUAAACAAGUCCUUUGACAUAAAUGGUCCAAUAUUGUUAAUUUAA